Messenger RNA from Zygosaccharomyces rouxii, 1329 nucleotides. RefSeq names its product tRNA splicing endonuclease subunit SEN54 (gene SEN54). The transcript has a single exon. Gene Ontology annotation, cellular component: tRNA-intron endonuclease complex. NCBI's taxonomy places the organism in Eukaryota, Fungi, Ascomycota, Saccharomycetes, Saccharomycetales, Saccharomycetaceae. Bases 1 to 1329 code for a protein of 442 amino acids. The record is from RefSeq and is a predicted model, not a curated record. Gene Ontology annotation, biological process: tRNA-type intron splice site recognition and cleavage.
AUGGAAAAGGACGAGGAACAGGAUAUCAGGCUUGAUACAGCCCCUGAUUCCGAUUUGGAAGACGAUGAAUUAAUUCAAGAUUGGUCACAAGCUGCUCAGUUAUCGAUAAGAUCAUCUACAUUGCCCAAGAGAGGUGAGAAGGAUUAUGAACCUGAUGGUACUAAUGUACAGGAACUACUACUGUACAGAGCCAGAAAGGCAAUGUUUGACACUUUAUCUAAUUCUGCCAGAGGUUCAGUGGUUAAAAACUUGGUAAAGGCCUAUUACGAUCCCCAUGAACAUAAAGCUUUAGUAUUAAGACCAAAAGGUAAUUUCCUACAUACAUUGGGUAAAAUGCAUAGAGAUGGGACAGUUUGGUUGGAAUUCCAUGAAUUUGUAUAUUUAGCUGAAAGAGGUAGCAUAACGCCCUUUUACAAAAUGGAUGGUAUCGAUUGGAUAAACCAAGAACUCCCGUUAACCAUUGAAGACCUUUACAUGCUGUUCAAAUCACAGGAGGAAUUGGAUACAUUCUUUGUAUUUGAACAUCUAAAAAGGCUAGGGUUUAUCGUAAUGCCCACCAAUAACUCUUUAGACUCAUUUUUUGAACCUAAAGUUGGGAAAAAUUCAGGACAAGCUCUUUCGAAUACCUGGAACCUGCUACCUGAAUGGAGGAAAACUAUACAUAAUACGAUCUUUUACAGUCCCUGGAAAUUUUGGUUAAACAGAUACACCUCAAAUCCUCAAAUCUAUCAGAGUUUAAACCAAUUGAUACCGUCUUAUAGAGCACCAAGAACUGAAGAAGAAUUGAGACGAACAAGAUUUGGAAGUAUGACCAAGAAACCUUCCGCUUUUCCAAUUAGCUUAAAUGUUUGGAAACCGAGAACGGAUUUCAAAAAGAAAAGCCCUGGUAUUCCUGAUUUUCAAGUUGUCAUCUACAACAAAAACGACCCAAAUCAACAUUUUCCUACUUAUCACGAAUUACAGGAAAUAUUUCAAUACCUGGACUACAAAUUUGAAUUUUUAUCAGAAAUUGACGAUAAAUGGGAUUGGGAUGACCAUUCUUAUCACGAUGGUAAAUUAAGAAGUCAAACAGUAGCUAACGUCAAAUCAAAGAAUGCCGGUGUUGCCGCAGAUUCCAAAAAAUCACAGAAGGUGAAACCAAAGAGGAAACCUAAGCCUAAAUCUCCACGAGUUCAACAAAAGAUACGGCUGAAAAAUGGAUUCCGUAGUUUCCUCUUGGCGGUUAUGGAUGAUGGUAUGAUAAGUUUUAUCAAAAUCUCGGAAACUGAUUUUGGUUCUGAAAACGUUUGGUAUGUACCACAACUAACAACUAAAAAGCCAACUUUAUAA